AUGUUUAAGGAUGCUCAUGCAUUCAUAUCAAGAUGUGAUGCUUGCCAAAGAAUGGGAAAUAUAAGCAAGAGGAAUGAGAUGCCACAGAACUUUAUACUAGAAGUUGAAGUUUUUGAUGUUUGGGGCAUUGACUUUAUGGGACCUUUCCCAACCUCUUUUGGUGACCAAUACAUUCUAGUGGCAGUUGAUUAUGUCUCCAAAUGGGUGGAAGCCAUUGCCAGCCCUACUAAUGACGCACAAGUGGUCAUCAAGAUGUUUAAAUCCAUCAUUUUUCCAAGGUUUGGAGUGCCUAGGAUAGUCAUAAGUGAUGGAGGUUCACAUUUCAUAACAGAAUCUUUGCCAACCUUUUGA
Molecule: messenger RNA, 351 nt
Organism: Microthlaspi erraticum
Lineage: Eukaryota; Viridiplantae; Streptophyta; Magnoliopsida; Brassicales; Brassicaceae
Source: the annotation of a GenBank genome assembly